AGGCUCACCGGCUCGCACGAGCUGAUCUGGAGCGACAAGAGAACUGAGAUCCAAUUGGGUCCGAGCUCCCAGAACUUCAGAACCGAACCACCCGCGCUACGACAUGGACCCUGUCUACUCCGACAGCAGCUGCGACCUGUUCCCAAACACCGACGACGAGGACAGCCGCGGCUCGUCCCCGAGGCGCGCGGCCCGACAGCCCGAGCUGCAGAAGAAGCGGCGCCGCGGGCGCGCGCGCGGCGACCCAACCACGCAUGUGGUUAAGAAGAACCGGCGGCUGAAGGCCAACGACCGUGAACGGAACCGGAUGCACAACCUGAACGAUGCGCUGGACGAGCUGCGGGGGGUUCUGCCCGCCUUCCCGGACGAGACCAAACUCACCAAGAUCGAGACUCUGCGGUUCGCGCACAACUACAUCUGGGCCCUGUCCGAGACCAUCAGGAUCGCGGACCUGCAGGCUCCGCUGGCCCUGUCCGAGACCAUCCGGAUCUCGGACCUGCAGGCUCCGGUUCUGCUCAGUCCGUCCCGCAGCCCGGACUCGUGCUCCUGGAGCUCCAGCGGCUCCCCGUCCUCCUCCUCCUCUGAUCACUGCGCCUCCUCCCCGGGCAGUCCCGGGGGACCGGAGGACUUCCUGCGCCCGGACUCGCUGUUCGGGUUCCGCAGCUUCGUGCCGCGCAUCUACUGAGGAGACCCGAACCAGAGAGACCUGUUCAGACUCAUGCGCGGCGCGCGCGCUCAACUGGUGUCGGAACCAUCAGAACUUGCUGCAGAACUCCAGUCUGAGCUCAGAACGGAUUUUACAAGAGUUUUAUUUUUUUCAGAUUUAUAGUUUGUGUUUUUCCCUUCAGAACCCUUUGACCAUUGACCCCUGACCCCGCAGGUUACAGUCUGGAGGUGAAAAGUUAAAUAAUUUGUAAAAAAAAAAAAAAUUAAAAUUAAAAAAUAGGCGUGAAAAUCCAGGAGCCUGCACACCCCCUUCAUGUUUGUUAGAUUGUUAUUUAUUUGUUUGUCUCAUGAAAUUUGUACAUAAAGAGAUUUUUAUUCUA
Nematolebias whitei (Rio pearlfish) is the source of this 1046-nucleotide messenger RNA. It is a transcript of the gene neurog1, whose product is annotated as neurogenin 1. Gene Ontology annotation, molecular function: protein dimerization activity. Bases 104 to 685 code for a protein of 193 amino acids. The record is from RefSeq and is a predicted model, not a curated record. Lineage: Eukaryota; Metazoa; Chordata; Actinopteri; Cyprinodontiformes; Rivulidae. The transcript has 2 exons.